Molecule: messenger RNA, 3571 nt
Organism: Equus quagga
Lineage: Eukaryota; Metazoa; Chordata; Mammalia; Perissodactyla; Equidae
Gene: ZNF202
Product: zinc finger protein 202
Exons: 9
Coding region: 442-2388 (648 amino acids)
Biological process (GO): regulation of transcription by RNA polymerase II
Molecular function (GO): DNA-binding transcription factor activity, RNA polymerase II-specific; RNA polymerase II cis-regulatory region sequence-specific DNA binding
Source: RefSeq, a predicted model, not a curated record
CCGACCCGCCAGGCCCCGCGCGGCUCGGAUCCGGCGGCGCUGCUUCGGCCGGGAGUGGGUGGGGGAGAAGCCGGGGCAGGGGAGGAGCCGCCGGAGCUGUCGGAGCCGUGACACCCAGGGCAUCCUCACUCAGAAGCCACAAGGAAUGCUAGUGGAGUCCCUCAUCCCUCCUCCCAACUUCUCUUCCAAGCUGCCCCAUGGGCCUUGAUCCAGAAAGCCACUUCAGAAAGCUGUACUUCUUUUGAACUCUUUCCAUAAACCAUAUUACAGUAGACAGUUCAAGGGAACAGCCAGGUUUACUACGAUGUGAGGCACUCUUGGGCUUUACGAACUGUACAGAUGAGGUCCCUUGGGAGAAAUUCCUCGAGGUCCCCAGGCUCAGACUGGAGGUUAAUGACAGUGUGAGCUCUAAAUGGUGUGAGACCACCCCAGAACCAGAAAAUGGCUACAGCCUUGGAACCAGAGGACCAGGAUCUUUGGGAAGAAGAGGGAAUACUUAUGGUGAAAUUGGAAGAUGAUUUCACCUGUAGGCCAGAGUCUGUCUUACAGAGGGAUGACCCUGUGCUGGAGACCUCGCACCAGAACUUCCGAUGCUUUCGCUACCAGGAAGCAGCAAGCCCUCGAGAAGCUCUCAUUCGACUCCGAGAACUUUGUCAUCAGUGGCUGAGGCCAGAGAGGCGGACCAAGGAGCAGAUCCUAGAGCUGCUUGUGCUAGAACAGUUCCUUACCGUCCUGCCUGGAGAACUGCAGAGCUGGGUGCGGGGCCAGCGACCAGAGAGUGGCGAGGAGGCAGUGACGCUGGUGGAGGGUUUGCAGAAACAACCCAGGAGACCAAGGCGGUGGGUGACUGUCCAUGUUCAUGGCCAGGAAGUCCUUUCAGAGGAAACAGUGCAUCCGGGAGUAGAGCCUGAGUCACCUACGGAGCUGCAGGAUCCUGUGCAGACCUCGACCCCUGAGGAGUCCCAUGAAGAGAUGACACAGAGCCCAGAUCUGGAGCCACCAGAAGAGCAGAGCCCAUGCCAUGAAUUGGAGUUCCAGCCCCUGCAGGAGAGUGAAGUUCCAUUGCCGCAGGACCCAGACCUUCCUGAAGAGAGGAACAAUGGAAACCAAGAGAUGGUUGCCCUUCUUACUGCUCUGUCACAGGGGUUGGUAACCUUCAAGGAUGUGGCUGUGUGCUUCUCUCAGGACCAGUGGAGUGAUCUGGAUCCAACACAGAAAGAGUUCUAUGGAGAAUAUGUCUUGGAGGAAGACUGUGGAAUUGUGGUCUCCUUGUCAUUUCCAAUCCCCAGACUAGAUGAGAUCUCCCAUGUUAGAGAAGAAGAGCCUUUGGUCCCAGAUAUCCCAGAGCCUCAAGAGUCUCAAGAGCCAGAAAUCCUGAGUUUUACCUACACAGGAGACAGGAGUGAAGAUGAGGAAGACUAUCUUGAGCAAGAAGAGCUGAGUUUGGAGGAUCUGCACAGGUCUGUUUUGGGAGAUCCAGAAAUUCAUCAGACUCCAGAUUGGGAAAUCGUCUUUGAGGAUGAUCCAGGUAGACUUAAUGAAAGAAGAUUUGGUACAAAUAUUUCUCAAGUUAAUAGUUUAACAAAUCUUCGGGAAACAAUGCCUAUCCAUCCCCUGUUAGGGAGACAUCAUGACUGUCCUGUAUGUGGAAAAAGUUUCACUUGUAACUCGCACCUUGUUAGACACCUGAGAACUCACACAGGAGAGAAACCCUAUAAAUGUAUGGAGUGUGGGAAAAGUUACACACGGAGCUCACAUCUUGCCAGGCACCAAAAGGUGCACAAAAUGGGCACUCCUUAUAAAUUUCCCCUAAACCGGAAGAAUUUGGAUGAGACCUCUCCUCGGGUCCAGGCUGAGAGAACUCCACCUGUUGAAAAACCCUAUAGAUGUGAGGAUUGUGGGAAACACUUCCGUUGGACUUCAGACCUUGUCAGGCAUCAGAGGACACAUACAGGAGAAAAACCCUUCUUCUGUACUAUUUGUGGCAAAAGCUUCAGCCAGAAAUCUGUGCUAACAACACACCAAAGAAUCCACCUUGGAGGCAAACCCUACUUGUGUGGAGAGUGUGGAGAGGACUUCAGUGACCACAGGCGAUACUUGGCACACCGGAAAACACACGCCGCUGAGGAGCUCUAUCUCUGCAGCGAGUGUGGGCGGUGCUUCAACCAUAGCGCGGCAUUUGCAAAGCACCUGAGAGGACAUGCCUCGGUGAGGCCCUGCCGAUGCAAUGAAUGUGGGAAAAGCUUCAGUCGGAGGGACCACCUCGUCAGGCAUCAAAGAACGCACACUGGCGAGAAGCCAUUCACGUGCCCUACCUGUGGGAAAAGCUUCAGCAGAGGCUAUCACUUAAUCAGGCAUCAGAGGACCCACUCAGAAAAGACCUCCUAGCUAGGUCCCCAAGUGAGGAGAUCUGCAUUCAGCCUUUACCCGUGGACGGGCCAGGAGAAGCGCUCUCGUCAGCCUGGGAAGACCUUUUCUAGGGAGUCUCCCUGACUUGCCCCAAUCUGCAUAACCUCUUCCCACAACUAAAUCAAACCCCCAGGUAGAACCUCUCAAUCUUCUUCUGCUCCUUGAGGGGAUUUUUUGCCCAAAGUACAACCUGAAUUGAGGCUUCUCCUUAAUGGGAGUGCUCCUGCCUCUACCUCAUGGGUAUGAAGUAGGAGAAUUAGAAGACUUAAGAGCUUGUGGUUGUUAUAUUUUCCCCAAAAUAGCCUGUUACAUAUCCUAAAGACUCCUUAACAGCCAAGUUUAAAGGGGCCCAGGACAAACCUUAGGUUUGGCAAGGGACCAGCCUUUAGGAUUCUGUCCUUACUGGGCUCAAAUCUUAAAGCACACAGCCCUGAACUCAAGGCAGGAGAUUUGCAUCCUGAUGGCUUUGCGGCACAUUCACAGGAUAAGUGUACAAAUCUCUCACUGAUUCACUUCUUCACCAUGCACUUUCCUUUGAUACUGGGGAGAGAGGGGAGAAGUGUUUGAUGGGUGAAAACCUCACGGCUGCUUCCUGUGGACCUUGUCAGGCUGCUCCCCUCCCCAGUCUCAACAUGACACCGGGUGCCAGACACGGCUAGAAAGGAGGACCUAGUCAGAAGCCUGUUCCCUGUGGGUUUUUCCUGUUAGAACACUCAUGCCUCCCCUUCUGCUGUCCUGCCAGUCUCUUGGUUUUGUCCCUAGCACUUCUACAAGUGAGCUGGAGCAUUUAGGUGCCGAGGGAUUCCGUGAAGCAUAUUGAAAUCAUUUACAUCCUCACGUAUGUACAAGCCCACCUACCGCACCUUCUGCAUGGGUUUGUGAGGGGAUUUUGGAACACCGUCAGCUUACAAAGGCACUAUAAUAAUUACAGAAUCAUGAUUGACCAGGUCCCUUCAUUUCUAUGAAGAAAACUGGAGAAGAUCUGAGAUCAAAUUGUGGAAAAAUUAAGAAAAGCUGUUGCUGCUGGCUAAGGCCAUCAAGACUAUUCUCCUGACACCCAAGCCCCAUCAUCCCUGCCUCGGUUCUCUGAUACCAGGGAAAAUUAUGAACCCCAGUACCUGGGACACUCAAGAAUUUACCAGGAGUAAAUGGCUUUCAUGUU